Molecule: messenger RNA, 1028 nt
Organism: Pundamilia nyererei
Lineage: Eukaryota; Metazoa; Chordata; Actinopteri; Cichliformes; Cichlidae
Product: GTPase IMAP family member 4-like
Exons: 3
Coding region: 39-1028 (329 amino acids)
Molecular function (GO): GTP binding
Source: RefSeq, a predicted model, not a curated record
CAACUUACUAUACAACAGAAACAUUUUUAGAUGCCCAAAUGGAAAGAGUCGUACAGCAAGAGAAACAGAUCAACAAACAACAGGGUGAACUUGAGAAGCUGAGAAAAACCCAAAACACCGCUUUGACUGAUAAGGAUAAGAAGAGCCCUGAGUGUCUCAGGAUUGUUCUGAUUGGGAAGACCGGCAGUGGAAAGAGUUCUUCAGGAAACACCAUACUAGGAUCAAACAUGUUUAAAGCAAAGUCAAGUCAAAAAUCAGUCACCAAAUAUUGUGAGAAAAAAAAGGGUGAAGUGGACGGUCAUCCUGUUGUUGUGGUCGACACUCCUGGACUGUUUGACACAACUCUGUCAAAUGAAGACAUUCAUGAGGAGAUGGUGAAAUGUAUCAGCCUCCUGGCUCCAGGACCACAUGUCUUCCUGUUGGUGUUACAGAUUGGUAGAUUCACAGAUGAAGAGAAGAAAACAUUAAAACUCAUCAAGGAAGGUUUCGGGAAGAACUCUGAGAAGUUCACCAUCAUUCUUUUAACUGGAGGAGAUGAACUAGAACGCGAUGAGCGGUCCAUUGAAGAAUAUAUUAAAGAGGACUGUGAUGAUUUAUUCAAGAAGUUAAUUUCUGACUGUGGAGGAAGAUACCAUGUGUUUAAUAAUGUAGACAAAAAGAACCGCCAACAAGUCAGUGAGCUGAUAACAAAGAUUGACACCAUAGUGAAGGAAAAUGGAGGAAACUGCUUCACCAAUGAGAUGCUGCAAGAAGCUGAAGCAGCAAUAAAGAAGGAAACGCUGAGGAUCCUGAAGGAGACGGAAGAAGAGAUGAAGAGAGAGAGAGAGGAGCUAGAAAGAAAACAUGAGGAAGAAAAGGAAGCCAUCAAAAAAAGAUUGGAAGAAGAGAAGAAAAAAUUACAGCAGGAAAGAGACCAGAAACUCAAAGAGAUGGAGGAAAAUAUGAAAAAGGAGCGUGGCAUCGGGGCUCCUCUGCUCUCUGUGAUCCAAUGCACAGUUAGAGUCAUGUACAGUACACCGGAUAACUAA